AUGAACUCCGGUGCGGGUAUGGACACGAGCGGGCCCCAGGGUCUUGAUUGGCCAGCGGGAUGGGAAUGGGAGCUUUUCACCGUGGUGGACGCCGGGAACGGCGAAGUUGCCUUCCACAAUCCCAAGUGGAAUCGCUUUGUGUGGAUGGAAGGACACACGUGCGUGGCCACCAACACCGCGCCGGCCCAGGCAUUCAACCGGGACUGGGCCAAGGCACGAUUCAUGGAGGUCACUGCUCCGGACAACACCAUCGGGCUGUACAACAAAGCCGAGGGUCGCUACUUGAGGCUGCACAACACUUUCAUGGACGCCAGCGUUCCGGCUUCGAGCGAGUUUCCGGCUGGCUUCACUUACGAGCGAUUCCAGAUCGUUCCGACGGGUCACUACGGAGGCAUCAAGCCCGGCAUGGUGGUAGCCCUCUACAACACCCACUGGAGAAGGUUCAUCCGCAUGCACGGGACCUUCAUGGACGCCAGUCCGGAGCAUCCACACCACUUGGCCAAUAAGGCCGGCUACCCUGCGGACUGGACUUGGGAGCAAUUCACGGUG
Molecule: messenger RNA, 549 nt
Organism: Symbiodinium necroappetens
Lineage: Eukaryota; Dinophyceae; Suessiales; Symbiodiniaceae
Source: the annotation of a GenBank genome assembly